Messenger RNA from Nothoprocta perdicaria, 615 nucleotides. RefSeq names its product chromosome unknown C10orf53 homolog (gene CUNH10orf53). NCBI's taxonomy places the organism in Eukaryota, Metazoa, Chordata, Aves, Tinamiformes, Tinamidae. The transcript has 3 exons. The record is from RefSeq and is a predicted model, not a curated record. Bases 1 to 282 code for a protein of 93 amino acids.
AUGCCGCGGCACGCGCAGGUGACGGUGCGGCACGGGCCGGCCCGCAGCCGCCGCGGGGCGCCGCGAAAUGGCGUCUGGCGCCUGCGGGGGCUGCGAGCUGUCCUGGAAGCAGAUGGCCACGAAGUCACUCUAGAAGAGAUACCAGACUGGAAUACUGUGGAACUCAUAGUUAAUGGGGAGAUCGUGUUUCGCUGCGACAUCAAUGACCUAGACUUUGGAGGUGAUGGCAAGUUGGAUCCGCUUUGUGAAGAAGCCAGAAAAGCAGUGUUGAAUGCUUACUGAUUUACAGGGACACCUUUUCUUUUACCCUGUUUAUCCCUUAGGUAAUUAACUUACAUUACAAACGUACUAGAAACGUCAAGAUGGUGGUUCUUAAAACUUGUAUGUGUCUUAGUAAGCCUCUAGAUUAGAAUAUUUGUUGUAUCCAUGUGUGAACCUGUUACCAAWAUGUUAUCUUCUUCAGAACUAUUCAUAUGUUACCAACUGAAUAUUACAGAUGCACGUAGAACUGAGUUGCAUGUAUUUCUAAUCAUUUGAUUUUAAUUAAAAGAGUCAAACUACAGAAUAUCUUGCAUGCUUUCCACUUUCAGAAAGUUUCCUGUGUUAAAGAUGCCA